AUGAGUUCUUUAAUUGUCAAUCAAGCCUUUCGUGCAUGUGUUCAUCUGAACGAGUUUCAACGUGGAAAAACUAUUCAUCAAGAAUUACCUGCAAGUUUACUGAAUAAUCAAUACAUUCGCACCAAUCUCAUUCGAUUAUAUAUGAACUGUAACGAUGUUGAUAAAGCACGAGAAAUUUUCUCUACGGCACCAAAGAAAUCAAUUGUCAUGUACAAUACAAUGAUCGAGGGUGAUAUCAACUGCCUUGGAGAAAAUAAUCGAGAAAAAGAAGCUUUGAAACUAUUUGAAAAGAUGUCUGUGACACCAAAUGCUUACACUUAUAGUAUUUUAUUCAAGCUUUGCACUCAAUUACCAGAUCGUGACGUGUUUGAGUUUUGUAAAACGGUCUGGAAGGAAAUCUCGCUCGACAAUCAAAAGAAUCCAGUGGUAUCAACUUCGUUCUUAGCAUUACUUCUCAAGCAUCAACAAAUAUCAAUUUGUGAAAAGUUUUUUUCUCAAAUUGAAAAGAAUAACGUUACUCGUAUAACUAUGAUGAAGGGGUAUCUUUCACAUGGAAUGCCGCAAAAAGCAAUUGAUCUCUUUCUCCAACUUGACAAACCCGAUGAAAUAGCGGCAGGAGCGUUUUUCAAUGCAUGUGCUCAAAUAAAAGACAAAAAGACACUGGAUCUAGCAGACAAGGUCUUUUCCCGACUUCGUUCUCCAUCUGAUCGUCUCCUUCAAUCAGUUUUCAAUAUGCACUUCCAACAUGCUGAUAUUUCCAAAGUGAAAAUUCUUUUUGAAAAAGUUCAACGAAAUGUUAUCAAUUAUGCUUCAUUAAUGAAACUAUACAAUGAUCAAAGUCAACCAGAGAAGACCUUAAAAUUAUUUCAAAGAAUGAAAGCUGAACAUGUUGAAGGAGAUUCAGUUGUUUUCGUCUUAUUAAUCAAUGCUUGUGCAGAUAUUCGGUUUUUGUCUUUGUCUCGAUCGAUUGUUAAACAAAUUCCAAAGAAUUUACUUGCUGACCACUGGCUGGCAAAGAUCACUUGUACAUAUGUGGGUUCAGUGGAUGAAGCACAACGAGUUUUCAAUCGAAUUGCUCAACCGAUGCGUAUGAUUGGAAUCAAAGAGUCAAGUUUCAAUGAAAACGAUAAAUGA
This is a messenger RNA of Adineta ricciae, 1134 nucleotides long. The record is from the annotation of a GenBank genome assembly. Lineage: Eukaryota; Metazoa; Rotifera; Eurotatoria; Adinetida; Adinetidae.